CGUCGUAAACAAGCGCGCACGUGCGUAACGGGCUAGUUUUGGGGUAAGGACGGGGUGCGUGUUUGGCUUCACGUUCAAAGUUGGUUGUGCAGUUUUGUCGAUCGGGAGAGUGAGAGUGAUAGAGUGAGAGUGAGUGAGUGAGAGAGAGAGAGAGAGAGAGAGAGAGAGAGCGUCCUUCAGGUCCCAAGCACGCGUAGCCCAGUGAGAUCAUUGGCGAUAUAAAUAUCUUCCUGCCCGCGGAUCUACAGUGCUCCAACUCCUGGCUAACAGCCACCUGAACUCUGUGGCAAAAAGACAGACAAAAUGCAGGACAUGACUUAACCGGUGCAGAGAGGGAGAAAGAAAAGAAGAGAGAGAGAGAGAGAGAGUUGUUUGGGGAAGAAUGAAUGUUGCGCUCUUGCUCGCGCUUGUAGCUCAGCUGAUUGGCACCGCGGCUGGUUGGUUGGAGGAUCACCUGGUGGCCUCGGGGCGCCGCACUGGCACUCUGUACUGCAGGGUGGGCAUCGGCUUCCACCUCCAGAUCCACCCCAACGGCAGAGUGAACGGCAGUCACGAGCCCAGUCACCUCUGUCUGCUGGAACUGUUUUCCAUAUCACAAGGAGUUAUAGGAAUCCGAGGAGUUUUCAGCAACCGAUUUCUAGCCAUGAAUAAGAGAGGAUGGCUUCAUGCUACUGAGACGUUCACUGAUGACUGCAAGUUCAGAGAGCGGUUUCAAGAGAACAGCUACAAUACAUACGCAUCAGUGAUACACAAGAAUCACCGGACUGGGAGAGAGUGGUUUGUGGCACUCAACAAAAGAGGAAAGGCCAAAAUGGGCUCCAGUCCAAGAGUGAAGUCUCAGCAUGUGUCUACACACUUUCUACCCAGGAUGAACCUGUACACGAAACUGGAACAGGGCUUUACGAUAACAGACAAAGAGCAGGACAGGACUCAGGCUCUACCAAAACCUCGGGCCCCUAAAGUCACCAUUAACACCGGGCAGAAACAAACUCGGACUGUCAAGUACUGGCCAAAAUUUAGGUUUGGGUAGACCAGCAUUGUCUUAAACUUGGAGAAAACUUGAAAACAAGACAGCAGUUGUUUAUGAAGCAGUUUUCUCAUCCGACUGUCAGCAUUCCAUUCAACAAGUGACUCAGCCAAAAAGGGCUGUGAAGUCCACGUUUAAAUGUUUAUGAGGCUGAACUUGAACUUAUUGACAUGGAGGUAUCACAACGCUAAUACCUCUGCAAGAGCAUUUAUAUAAGUUCCUUAAUAGUUUUUGUGAAUCUAUUUAUACACUGUAUUUAUGCUAAUGUAUAUGUACAAUUUUCUAUAUGUGCAAAUGUCUAUUAAUUGAAAGUGUAUGAUGAGAACUUAGGGAUAGUUGAAAUAUAGUUUUACAAAGCAAACAAUACUAUUCAGAAUGUGCCUUAUUCAGGACAGUGAGGAUAAUCAAAUACAGUUUUGUGGCCAAAAAAAAAACCUGGCACCCUUGCACUUUUUGCAAAUAAUUCAUAUUAUGUUUUAUUUUAUAUUUUAUAUCGAUUAGUCAACGUCCUCUAUUCUUUUUUUCCACUGUUAAUAUUAAAAAACAAUUGCUUUAUGUAAUGUUUUUUAAAUGUAAAUUAAAAACAGGCACUAGCAAAAUGAUUGAAAGAUACUUUGCCUCAAACUGCAUUUUCAGUCAUCUACAUAGGUUUUCUUCUAGAUAACCUUUUACAUUUAUUGCUUCCCACUUAAGAACAGUCCUGAAUUUUGUCUUCAAUCAUUCUGUGGUGUUUGAGAUCACUGUAGUACUAGAAGACCUAUGAGACAUUAGUUUUAACAAUGUAGCCCUGAUUUAAUGAGUUUAAGGUAAGACGUAGCACUGGAACCCUAAAACAUUGCUGAUCUGUUUGAAUAUACAGGAAUGAAUGAAUACUGAAUACUGAAUAUUUUGUGUUUUGUGGUUGAAUACUCAACAGUCCAGAGUUACAAUUUGGUCUUAUAUAUACACAGGGCAUGGUACCAGAAUCAUUUGGAUAUGUUCAAGUAUGUUAUGGAAAAUUGCAGUCUUACGGUUGUCAUAUAUCCCAGGGAAAGUGUCAGUACAACAUGCAUGUACUAAGUAAAGUUUGUAGUAAAAACUAAAAUAUAUUUCUUCAGCUGUGUCACAAAAACUCACAUAAACACUUUCAAACACCUUGACCCUCCCUCAAGCUUGACUCCCUCAUUAUAUGCAUUUAUUAUGAAGAGAAAACAUAAGACAAAAAAACUCGGUGAAGUAGCUAGCCAGCUCAGUCUUUAUCUAUAUCAAAAUCCGCAUCCUAUUCAGUAUAUAGUGCAGUAUUUUAUUUUAUUUUUAACAUUUUCAUGUCUGAAAGUGCAGCGAAUAUCCAGUGGUAGGUUAGGGUCCAAAUUAUGCACUCUGUGGGGUUGCAGGUCACCCAGUGUGCACAUGGCAUUUUGUAGGGAAUAGGGAGUACAGAGCCAUUUUGUGUUGUGUUGUGUUAUGUUAUGUUAUGUAGAAUGCAGUUUAUAGUUAUACAGUUAUAAACUUCUACUAAAAUGGCAAUAAUAUUGUCCUGGACCAUUUAGGAUUUCUUGUGGAAUAACCAAUAAUUUAGCAAAUUAUUCAGCCUUUUCAUAUUGUUCUACUGCAAAAUAUACAGCAUGUGUAUAUUUAUUCCAUGAUAUCAUCAAAUAGCUGCUGAGUUUUCUCUUCCAAAAAUUAUGAAUGAAUGAUUGAGAAUGAAUAAAUUAAUUCCAAACAAUUCAUCCAGUCAUUCAUUCAUUCAUUCACUGAACACUAGGUGUGAGGCAGGAAUACACAUUUUACAUACAUAUUAAAAUUAUGUAGAAUAUGUAAAAGUAUAAAAUGUCAGACAUUAGCCUUUUUUUUUUUUUUUUU
This is a messenger RNA of Pangasianodon hypophthalmus (striped catfish), 2869 nucleotides long. RefSeq names its product fibroblast growth factor 5 (gene fgf5). Gene Ontology annotation, biological process: fibroblast growth factor receptor signaling pathway; animal organ morphogenesis; cell differentiation. NCBI's taxonomy places the organism in Eukaryota, Metazoa, Chordata, Actinopteri, Siluriformes, Pangasiidae. The transcript is spliced from 3 exons. The record is from RefSeq and is a predicted model, not a curated record. Gene Ontology annotation, cellular component: cytoplasm. Bases 383 to 1030 code for a protein of 215 amino acids. Gene Ontology annotation, molecular function: fibroblast growth factor receptor binding; growth factor activity.